Molecule: messenger RNA, 467 nt
Organism: Tilletiaria anomala UBC 951
Lineage: Eukaryota; Fungi; Basidiomycota; Exobasidiomycetes; Georgefischeriales; Tilletiariaceae
Exons: 3
Coding region: 147-467 (106 amino acids)
Biological process (GO): mitochondrial respiratory chain complex IV assembly
Cellular component (GO): mitochondrial intermembrane space
Source: RefSeq, a predicted model, not a curated record
UGAAACCUUUUCUACUUUGCACUUCGUAGUCAACGUCCUUUCUGACAUUUGUCGAACGACAUAGGGCUCUCUUUCAACCGUGCAUUCGACCCUGUUCGACCGUGAGGGACAUUUAUUGAGAAAAGCACAGUGGGAAAGCAGGUGCAAUGUCGUUCGGCCGGCCGCCAGGUUUUUCCGCCUUCACCGUCUCGCCGCCAGACCGAGGGUCAUUCCCUUUGGACCAUGAUGGCGAAUGCAAAGAAGCUAUGAAAGCGUACAUGUCCUGCAUGAAGGCCAAUGCGAAUCACAAUGGCAAAUGCCGUGUUCUCUCAAAGCAGUAUCUUCAAUGCCGGAUGGACCACGGCCUGAUGGAGAAAGACGACAUGAAGAAUUUGGGGUAUCAAGGAGAUGAGGAUACACAGCCGUCGUCGGCAACAGGGACUUCGAGUACUGGUACGCAACAGCAAAGUAAUGCGAAGCAAAUAUGA